AUGACAAAAGUGCGCGGCGUGUGCGGGUCACCAUUGUCAUCAGUGGAUGAGGCAGAAGACACAGGACGACGUUCUUUCUCCUUUCCAGAAUCAACUUCGUCUCCUGCAUUGAAAAGGACACGUAGGAAGCGCAAAGGUAAAGAAAUCGAUCUUGCCAACGACAAAAAAGCUAAAAUCCGAAUCUUCCGCACUAUUCGAGACAAAAGUAUUCACAAACUUGUACAAGACGCACCAAGAGAUUUGGUCACGUAUUUAAAUGAUCAGAUGAGUGUAAUUCAUCAAGAGAAACUCGAGAAAGAAUAUGGUCGAGGACAGGGGUAUAUUGUAACGCUACCAUUGCCUAGCUCGAAGAAGAAGCGGAAGGAGUAUGAGAAUUGGAUCAAAGAAUUGGGUUUUACAUCCGGUACUGCAUUGAAACAAAAUGCUUUGCGUAUUUCUAGUCUCAAGGCAGAUGUGAUUAUCAAUGAGUUAAAGCGGAGAAUGUCGUCUAUGGCCGAGAAAUGGGACAUAGAGAAAGCAGAAGAAGUAGAAGACUCAAAUGUGGUAAAGGAGUUGAUGAGUAAAGGCGAUACAUUAUUGAAUAAUGAACAAGAAGAAGAAGAAAAAUCGACUGGAGAUGACGCCACAGAUAUGGCAAUGAUGAUUCGGCUCAAACAAUACUAUCAAAAACUGGAAUCACAGAAAACUUGA
Molecule: messenger RNA, 690 nt
Organism: Peronospora belbahrii
Lineage: Eukaryota; Oomycota; Peronosporomycetes; Peronosporales; Peronosporaceae
Source: the annotation of a GenBank genome assembly